GAUCGCCAUUACAAACAGUCCAUAAUGUCUCUCCGUACCUCUCUCAACCUCCUCGGCUCUGUCCGUACCGCCGCCCGUGCCUCCCCCGCUCUCCGUAUCGCCGCCGCCCAGCGUUUCUACGCCUCCGCCGGCCCUGAUGUCGAGACCCGUAUCCUCGACAUUUUGAGGGAGUUUGGCAAGGUCCAGGACCCUACCAAGGUCACCCCCUCCGCAAGCUUCGCCAAGGACUUGGGUUUGGACUCUUUGGAUGUUGUUGAGGUCGUUAUGGCUAUUGAGGAGGAGUUCUCUAUUGAGUUGCCGGAUAAGGACGCUGAUGCUCUCACUACUGUUGCCGAGGCCAUUGCCUACGUCAAAGCUCAGCCUGAUGCUAAAUAAACUUGCCCG
Molecule: messenger RNA, 384 nt
Organism: Saitoella complicata NRRL Y-17804
Lineage: Eukaryota; Fungi; Ascomycota; Saitoellomycetes; Saitoellales; Saitoellaceae
Product: acyl carrier protein
Exons: 3
Coding region: 25-375 (116 amino acids)
Biological process (GO): fatty acid biosynthetic process
Cellular component (GO): mitochondrion
Molecular function (GO): acyl binding; acyl carrier activity
Source: RefSeq, a predicted model, not a curated record